UAGGCAUUAAUUGCAAUUCCCCAACAACAACAUUGUCCUUAAAAAUUUGUUUCAUUUCAAGAUCCAUAAUUGAAAAUUUUCUGCCUCUAUCUCCAACCUCUAAUGGAAUUGGGAAGCAUAAUGCAGUUUCUUGAGGGCAGGACCAUUUUAGUCACCGGUGCCACUGGCUUCCUCGCAAAAAUAUUUGUAGAAAAGAUAUUGAGGGUUCAACCAAAGGUGAAGAAACUUUACCUUCUCCUAAGAGCUAAGGAUUCUGAAUCUGCUACUCAACGCUUACGCACUGAGAUCAUAGGGAAGGACUUGUUCAAAUUAUUGAAAGAAAAUUUGGGUACAAAAUUCGACUCUUUUGUCUCUGAAAAGUUGACUGUGGUUCCCGGAGACAUUUCUCAAGAGGGUUUGAAUUUGAAGGAAUCAAUUCUAGAAGAGAAUAUUUGCAAUCAAACAGAUGUUAUAAUUAAUUUAGCUGCAACAACUAAAUUUGAUGAAAGAUAUGAUGUUGCAUUGGGUAUAAAUACAUUAGGAGCUAAACAUGUUUUGAGCUUUGCCAAAAAAUGUGUUAAACUAAAGGUGCUUGUCCAUGUUUCGACAGCCUAUGUGUGUGGUGAGAGAGGAGGACUCAUACUUGAGGAUCCUCAUCCCUUUGGUGUGUCACUAAAUGGAGUGCAUGGACUAGACAUUUGUAUGGAAAAGAAAUUGGUGGAGAGGAAAUUGAAACAGCUUCAAGCAGAGGGAGCAACAGAACAUGAUAUUGAAGUGGCCAUGAAGGACUUGGGUAUGGAAAGAGCUAAUGAAUAUGGAUGGCCAAACACUUACGUGUUUACAAAAGCAAUGGGAGAAAUGCUUGUAGAAGCUUCCAAAGAAAAUAUGUCAGUUGUUAUUCUACGCCCUACCAUCGUUACUAGCACUUAUAGAGAACCUUUUCCUGGAUGGGUUGAAGGCUUAAGAACCAUAGACAGUAUAAUUGUUGCUUAUGGUAAAGGAAAAUUAACAAGCUUCAUGGCGGAUCUUGACGCAGUUUUUGACGUGAUACCCGCAGACAUGGUGGUGAAUGCAAUUAUAGUGGCCAUGAUGGCUCAUGCAAAUCAAGCUAGUGAUAAUCAUAUAAUAUAUCAUGUGGGUUCCUCCGUUAGAAAUCCAAUUAAAUAUCGUAGUUUGAAAGACUAUAAUUUUAGAUAUUUCACGGAAAAACCUUGGAUAAACAAGGAUGGAAAACCGGUUAAGGUUGGUAAAGUUACCGUGUUUAAUAACAUGGCUAACUUCCGAAGAUACAUGUUCAUACGUUACGUGCUUCCUUUAAAGGGACUAGAGAUGGCGAAUUCAAUUUUAUGUCAAUAUUUUAAAGGCAUAUCUCUUGACCUUAACAGAAAAAUCAAUACGGUUAUGCGAUUAACUGAUCUAUACCUCCCAUAUUUGUUCUUCAAUGGCGUAUUUGAUGAUAUGAAUACACAAAAAUUGCUAUUAGCUGCAAAACAAGGAGGGGUAGAAAUGAAUUUGUUUUACUUUGAUCCUAAGAUUAUUGAUUGGGAUAAUUACUUCAUGAAUAUCCACAUUCCUGGUAUCUUCACUUAUGCCUUCAAGUGAUGUGUGCGUGAUCAAGUAUUUUUCACUGGCAAUUGUUGAUUUAUAUAUAUCUCUUAUGACUGAAUCUUGUAUUUUUGUUGGAUUUAUACAAACUUGUGCUAGCCAUAUUAUACUUUAAUCCAUACCAAAUUAUUAUAUAUAAUUAUUGAUCAUAUUUAUCUCAAAA
Molecule: messenger RNA, 1747 nt
Organism: Cicer arietinum (chickpea)
Lineage: Eukaryota; Viridiplantae; Streptophyta; Magnoliopsida; Fabales; Fabaceae
Product: fatty acyl-CoA reductase 3-like
Biological process (GO): long-chain fatty-acyl-CoA metabolic process; suberin biosynthetic process
Cellular component (GO): intracellular membrane-bounded organelle
Molecular function (GO): alcohol-forming very long-chain fatty acyl-CoA reductase (NADP+) activity
Source: RefSeq, a predicted model, not a curated record